Messenger RNA from Prinia subflava (tawny-flanked prinia), 1766 nucleotides. It is a transcript of the gene MSRB2, whose product is annotated as methionine sulfoxide reductase B2. The record is from RefSeq and is a predicted model, not a curated record. Gene Ontology annotation, biological process: response to oxidative stress; protein repair. Gene Ontology annotation, cellular component: cytoplasm. The transcript has 6 exons. The coding region runs from base 160 to 834 and encodes 224 amino acids. NCBI's taxonomy places the organism in Eukaryota, Metazoa, Chordata, Aves, Passeriformes, Cisticolidae. Gene Ontology annotation, molecular function: peptide-methionine (R)-S-oxide reductase activity.
UCACGCCACGAAAACAGGAAACCCUCGGCUGGCACAGCCCCUUCGCCAUUCCUCCAGCGACAGCGCCGACAGCCGUGCCUGUAACACGCAGCCAGGACAGCAAGAGCGCUUUUGUAUUCAAGUACCAGACCUGUUCUCCUUAGAAACAACCUCGAAUGGAUGCAAGCAAAUGUCUCAAGAGGAUUUUCUAAUGUUUACGGCUGCAGCGAGGGUUCAUUUUUAAGCUGGUCUCUUUGCUUCUCGGUGGAACGCGGGGGUUGCACGGGGCCGGCCCCGGGUGUCCCCGGCCCCGCGAUGGCGCCCGGCCCGCUCGGGAGGAUGCUCGGGAGCCGCCGCCUGCUGCUGCUGCUGCUGCGCCCGCCCAGCGCCGCCCGCGCCGCGCACAGAGCCGCAGACACUGGCUCCCUCACUAAACAAGCUGAAGCAGCUGCUGCUACAGACUGGAAAAAAAAAUUGACUCCGGAGCAAUUCCAUGUGACACGAGAAAAAGGAACUGAACCGCCAUUCAGUGGGAUCUAUCUGAAUAACACAGAAGCAGGAAUAUACUGCUGUGUGUGCUGCAAUGCCCCCCUCUUCAGCUCAGAGAAGAAGUACAAUUCUGGGACUGGAUGGCCAUCUUUUUCUGAGGCUUAUGGCACGCGUGGCAGAGAUGAAAGUAAAACCAAUAUCCUGAGACGACCAGAUAACUCACUGGGGUUGACUAGAACUGAAGUUGUCUGCAAACAGUGUCACGCCCAUCUAGGCCAUGUGUUUGAUGAUGGACCCACACCCUCUGGACAGAGGUUCUGUAUCAACAGCGUUUCAUUAAACUUCAAACCAAGCUCUGGUCAGUGAGAAGUGGCUCUCUCUGGCUUGCAGAACAUUCUUGUUCUGCUUGUACAGCAUGCUUGUGAAAAACUCAUGCUUUUAAUAUAUAACUCAAAUUUUGGUAUCUAUCCUGUAGUAGCUUUGUUUUCCAGCUGCUACUGUUGUUGAUAAAAUACAUAUUUUGUUAUAUCUCUUUGGCAGUCUGUCUUUUCAUGGUUACUGUGGUGUGUUGAUCUGCUUGUUGAAUUAUUUAAUUAAAAAAAAAUCUGUGCAAUAGUUCACAUUCACAGCUAUCAUCAUUAACUGUAUUGAGGCUGCUGAAAUGAGGUGUUCUGAACCUGAUACCUGUUCAGAGCAGUAGUUUUGGUAUGCAGGAACACAGAUGUACAUGGCUGAUCAUGGCAAAGCUUAUACUUCUGUAAAAUCAUCAUAUUCUUCUAAAGGAAAGCAAAAAUAACGUGAAUCUUCAAAUAAGGUCUGAGGGGUUUUUUUCCCCCGAUGUGAGAGACCUUUAGCUGAGACAAGUGACUUCUCUGUGAACCCAUAAAGGCAAAGUCCUGAAGGAGGACCUAAUUAAAACUAUUUCAGGCAAUGGAACCAGUGGAGACAUGGAGUCUUUCUUCUUAUAAAUCAAUUAUUUUGAUUCUGUGUCCAAUAGCAGAGUUGAAAUAGGGUUUGCUCCAGAAACUUCUCUUAUGGCAAUUAUAUGAUAACAUAAUGAUAUGUGUAAUAUUUUCAGACUUCUCUUAUCAGUUGUGUAUUUCAGAAUCUAAAAAUAGAAAUGAAUAUGGCAUUUACUGUAUUUGGGGGAAAUAAAUCAGCAUCAAAAACCAGGCUUGGUAAAGUGUUGCUCUGGAUGCCUUGUCUGUUCUUCCUUGUACAAGUUUGUAAAUACUUCUGCAUUCUCCCAAGCAUUGUCAUUACAGUUUACCCUAACAGCAAAAUAAAUCCUAUGUCUG